AUGCUAUCCUCUGUCAAAGCUGCGUCCACCAGGACCCCACUCCGUAUAGUGGCUGCUUCCAGGGCUUCCAGUAGUUGGGCAAAUGUUCCCCAAGGUCCUCCAGAUGCAAUUCUCGGUAUCACCGAGGCGUUCAAAGCAGAUACUUUCUCGGGGAAAGUAAAUCUCGGAGUCGGCGCUUACCGUGACGACGCCGGCAAGCCCUACGUCCUUCCCUCAGUCCGCACCGCUGAGAAGCGUCUCCUCGACAAAGCGCUCGACAAAGAGUACGCUGGAAUCACCGGUAUUCCAUCAUUUACCAAGGCAGCUGCCACCCUCGCAUACGGCGCAAACUCGCCCAUCCUCGAGAACAUCGCUAUCACACAAUCCAUCUCAGGAACCGGUGCUCUUCGCAUUGGUGGGGCCUUCCUCGAGCGUUUUUGGCCCCACGCAAAGAACAUCUACAUUCCGACACCCUCAUGGGCCAACCACGGCGCCAUAUUCAAGGAUUCUUUGUUGAACGUCAAGCAAUAUAGGUACUAUAACAAGGAGACCAUCGGCCUUGACAUUGAUGGGCUUUUGGCCGACAUCAAGGAUGCGCCAAAGAACUCAAUCUUCCUCUUCCAUGCUUGUGCACACAACCCUACCGGUGUCGACCCGACCCCCGAGCAAUGGCGUGCUAUUUCCGAUGCUGUGAAGAAUAACGCUCACUUUGCUUUCUUUGACAUGGCCUACCAAGGGUUCGCAUCAGGAGACACCGACAAGGAUGCCUAUGCCCUCCGCUACUUUGUCGAGCAAGGUCACCAGGUCGCGCUUUGCCAGUCUUUCGCGAAGAACAUGGGACUCUACGGUGAGCGUGUGGGUGCUUUCUCCCUCCUUGCCGCCGACAAAGCCGAGAAGACGCGGAUCGAUUCACAGAUUAAGAUUCUUGUCCGCCCUCUAUACUCCAACCCCCCCAUUGGCGGUGCUCGUAUCGCGAGCGAGAUCUUGAACGACCCAGAACUCAACAAGCAGUGGCUCGCUGAAGUCAAGGGUAUGGCAGAUCGCAUCAUUAGCAUGCGUGACGCGCUCAAGGAUGGUUUGGCGGCCGCAGGGUCCCAGAAGAAGUGGGAUCACAUCACUAGCCAAAUUGGAAUGUUCUGCUACACAGGCUUGACACCAGAGCAGGUUGGAGAAUUGGCGACUAAGUACUCGAUCUAUGGAACCAAGGAUGGAAGAAUAUCAGUAGCAGGUUUGACAUCAGGCAAUGUCAAAUACGUUGCUGAGUCGAUUCACAAGGUCACCUCUAAAUAG
Messenger RNA from Morchella importuna, 1269 nucleotides. RefSeq lists its product as uncharacterized. Gene Ontology annotation, biological process: L-aspartate catabolic process; biosynthetic process. Gene Ontology annotation, cellular component: mitochondrion. Lineage: Eukaryota; Fungi; Ascomycota; Pezizomycetes; Pezizales; Morchellaceae. The transcript is spliced from 6 exons. Bases 1 to 1269 code for a protein of 422 amino acids. Gene Ontology annotation, molecular function: pyridoxal phosphate binding; L-aspartate:2-oxoglutarate transaminase activity. The record is from RefSeq and is a predicted model, not a curated record.